Brachypodium distachyon (stiff brome) is the source of this 2227-nucleotide messenger RNA. RefSeq lists its product as uncharacterized. NCBI's taxonomy places the organism in Eukaryota, Viridiplantae, Streptophyta, Magnoliopsida, Poales, Poaceae. The coding region runs from base 376 to 1728 and encodes 450 amino acids. The transcript has 2 exons. The record is from RefSeq and is a predicted model, not a curated record.
CGCGCGUGCUGCUGAUGAGGCAUAAGGUAGGAAUCCUUUUUUUUUUUUUUGAGAGAGGAAAAUUUGAAGGUUACCCAUUCAUGCAAGCCAUUUCAUGUGGAAACAUGUGAUGGCUUAUGGUGUAUCGUGCCAAUGGUUGCUAGAUCACGAACCCGACUUUGUGGAUCCAUCCUUGUCUGUACUUGGACCUGAGCUGAAUCAGGCGCCUGCCCCCACUCUGCAAGGCUGCAAGACGGGCGGUGGCCUGCCUCCAACAGCGAGCCCCCCUACCCUGGUCUUUUCCAAAGCUCAAGCCUGCCAUCCUGCUGCCUUGCGCCAGAACCUUGACUACUUUGCGUGACACUACAUUGAAUCGCUUCUGGAAUCAAAAGUAACAUGUCCACAAGCUCACAGACUUUCGGGCUCCACUCCCGCGACUCUUUGGCUAGGGAUCGCCAACACAAGGUUGGCUUUAUUCGGUUACGAACAAACAGCCUUCGUAGCACGCCCUUUCACUGCGCUCGUGUCUCCGCCCGUUCUUCUUUCUCCCAAUCCUCCGCCGCACCGCCGGAGACAGAACACAAACAGCACGCGCGCGACGCGAUGCCUUCCUCCUCCAGCGUCGACCCGGAGCCGGCCGCCGCCGCCGCGGAGUACUUCCCAUCGACCCUGCGCACGCAGGCCGAGGUGGACGCGGUCUGCAGGAUGCACGGCGUCGACCCCGCGCUCUUCACCGCACCCCCCGCCGGUGCCGACCAGCGCGCGAGCUCGCCGCCCCCGCCGUCCUCCGUGUGCGUGUACGCGGACGCGCUGGAGGCCGGGAUGCGCGUCCCGCUGCACGCCUUCUUCUCCGGCGCGCCCGCCCACUUCGGCCUCGCGCCGACGCAGCUCUCGCCCAACGGCUGGCGCAUCAUGGCCGGCUUCGUCGUGGUCUGCCGCCACGCCGGCCUGCCCCCUUCCCUCGCCGUCUUCCGCACCUUCUUCGCGCUAUGCAAGAGAUCCUCCGGCUGGUACUUCUUCCGCUCCAAGAAAUCCUCCGGCCUGCGCUUCGCCGGCACGCGGUGCGCUAAUAUGGACAUGGACUGGAAAACCCGCUUCUUCUUCCUCUCGUCGCCCGCGCCGUGGCCCUGCCCCGUGGAGUGGGUCGUGCCGUCCGAGACCUCCUUCAAGGAUCCCAUGCUCACGCCUGAGGAGAAGGGUUGGGCCGCGAAGCUGCUGCUUGCUCAUGGCGGCGCCGCCAUUGACUUCAGGACCUAUCUUUGCGAGACCAACCUUGCCGCCGCCAUGGUAACCGCCGCACUGCUGCCGAUGCCUUCUUCUGCUCGUGCUGCAGCCAGUUUUUCUUCCAGAGGGAUGGAUUCCUCGGUCUAUGACACGAUGGAGAAGAUGACAACAGAGCCGGGCCUUGCCGGAGCGUGGUGGUCGUCGUCGUUGGGUUUGUGCGGGAAGAAGAGGAGUCUGCAGGAAGCCAACGGCGAGGAGAGCAUGUCCCUUUCUGUCCCCAACACGCCUCCUGCCGCUGAUGGCUUCUCGGCGCCACCGGAUUUCUCGUACCGUGUCUACGCGCUGGAGCUGGGGGAGAGGCUGGUGGCGCGAUGUGCCGAGGUCGCCGCUCUGCGGAAGAAGCUGGGGCCGGAGCUGGAGAAGUUGAAGGCCGAAGUCUCCACGGCGAGGCAGCUGGUGGGGACGGAGCUGGAGAACGCGAAGUCGGAGCUCGCCAGGCGACGGAGGCCGUGCUGGACAAAGUGAAGGCCGAGCUCGCCGCGACGAAGCGAGCAGCGAAGGCCGAGCUGUCCGCGACGAAGCAGGCGACGGAGGCCGAGCUGGAGAAGGUGAAGGCCGAGCUCGCCGCGACGAAGCGGGCGGCGGAGGCGGUGCGGCAGUUCUUGGGAUCCGCGGAGCACGUGCGGCGGCGCGCCCAGCACGCGCUUGAGGGGUACGAGCGCUGGCGGCGCACGAGCACGGCGCGCUCCGGCUCAACCCGCGCCUCGCCGCCGCCGGCCGCCCGCCUGUCUUGACGUGCUGCUUGAUUGGCUUCAUGGUUGAGUGCAUGAGAUUGUUCUAGAGAUUGCAUUGGUCCGAGAAUGUGUUCGAUAGGCAUGCAGGGCACAAGUGGUUCAGCAAGGAAUGCUGUAUGCGCGCACCGAAAUUUUGAAUCUUUAUGUUGGGAUCUGAUUUAGUACUGUAAUUCUCAAAAAAAUGAUCUGACUUAGUAACAUCGAAGUAAGAUCUUUAUUUUGGUGCAUUA